Serendipita indica DSM 11827 is the source of this 1248-nucleotide messenger RNA. NCBI's taxonomy places the organism in Eukaryota, Fungi, Basidiomycota, Agaricomycetes, Sebacinales, Serendipitaceae. The record is from the annotation of a GenBank genome assembly.
AUGCCCAAGCGUGAAGCUACCCCAGAGCCUGGUGAAGAUGAACCAAAGUACUUUACCGUCGUCAAUCCCUGGCCACAGAAUGCAGACAUGGAGAUCAUUGGAGACUUUAUCCGCUGCUGUCGAUGGCUUGCAAGUGCUAUCGGUGACCCGGAGCUUUUGCUAGCCUUGUUCCACAAGCCGAGCUCUCCGCGCAUUAUUAUUAUCGAGGUCUCUCGCCAGUAUGAAGCCCCCACGCACAAGACAUCAAGCACUUACCAACGCAUUAUUGGGAAACACUCGUGGGUCGGCUCUGAGGGCAUGCUCACCAACCCUGCUGGGUAUAACGAGAGAAACUGUUCCUCUAUCUUUUACAGUUGCUUCUCGACAGGCAGAGAGGUCGAAAAGAAUGGGUGGAAGCGAAAAUGGGUAGAAGAGCAUCAUCUUGGGGAUCCGAAACAUCCUGACCCCACAUUCAAAAUACCAUAUCCUAAGACGACCUACAUUGAAACCCCAGUAUUGGAGCCGAUUGCCCGUACACUUUGCCGUCCAUUGCCAAGGAGCGAGUUUGACCAACUGGAGCUUCCGGUGGUGAUUGCUGCCCCUACGGCUCCUGUUGGAUCAAGUACUUGGGCCGCUAUCAGAAAGCAAAAAUCUGCGUCCAGCAGUAGGUCAGCUGCGCAUCCUUCACAAGGGACUUCAGAUGUCUACUUCGAGCCAACAGAACCACCAAUUUCAGAGUCAACGGAUACUUCGAUGAACUUGUGGGCAGUGGGCGAAGGUGGGGCUCCAGUGGGGCUCAUGAGCGAUCUCGCUCAAAUGUCUAUCACUGGCGAAGAUGAUGAGGGCGUUUGUCCCUUUCAUGGGACAUCGUGCAGAAAAAUGUGUGAAUGGCGCACCGAAUACGAAAAACGCCGUGGGCCAAAAGAAGGUGGCCCUUCCAAUAUUAAGAAUUAUGGCAGAAAGAAUAAUGGGAGAGGGGCCUCAAUACCCAAUAAUGGACGUAAACACGGCCAGCCAGUUCCUCCCAACAUUACAGUCAGAGGUGGAUACAACGUGACUGCAGCCAGAGUAUCUGCAAGAGCCCCUCCCCCUCCAGCACAUAUCCUCGCCGGUCGUAGUGGAACACAGCCGCCUAUCAGUCCGGUAUCUGGUAACACCCCGUCACUCGAAGGCAUGGCCAAUGGUUCAAUUUCAGCCACGCCAUCUGCUCCUAUCCGCGGCGCUCCCGCUUGGUCCUCUCGUGGUCGUGGUCGUGGCCGCGCUGUCUGA